Molecule: messenger RNA, 1012 nt
Organism: Otolemur garnettii (small-eared galago)
Lineage: Eukaryota; Metazoa; Chordata; Mammalia; Primates; Galagidae
Gene: PDX1
Product: pancreatic and duodenal homeobox 1
Exons: 2
Coding region: 98-946 (282 amino acids)
Biological process (GO): type B pancreatic cell differentiation; regulation of transcription by RNA polymerase II
Cellular component (GO): nucleus
Molecular function (GO): RNA polymerase II cis-regulatory region sequence-specific DNA binding; DNA-binding transcription factor activity, RNA polymerase II-specific
Source: RefSeq, a predicted model, not a curated record
GGUGGUGCCCAGAGUGGGAGUGCCGCAAUCACAGUGGCCAAGUCCCCUGCUCCAGCUCCCGACUCCUGGCUGCUGGUGCCGAAGCCCAGGCUGCAGCAUGAACGCCGAGGAGGAGUACUACGCGGCCACUCAGCUUUACAAGGACCAGUGCGCUUUCCAGAGGGGUCCAGCGCUGGAGUUCAGCUCCAGCCCCCCUGCAUGCCUGUACAUGGGCCGCCAGCCCCCGCUGCCGCCACCGCCCCCGUUCCCUGGAGCUCUGGGCGCGCUGGAGCAGGGCAGCCCCCCAGACAUCUCCCCGUACGAGGUUCCCCCACUCGCUGACGACCCCGCGGUGGCACAGCUCCACCAUCACCUCCCCGCUCAGCUCGCGCUCCCCCACCCGCACGCCGGACCCUUCCCGGAUGGAACAGAGCCGAGUGCCCCAGAGGAGCACAGUCGCGUCCAGCUGCCUUUCCCGUGGAUGAAGUCUACCAAAACUCACGCAUGGAAAGGCCAGUGGUCAGGCGGCGCCUACACCGCAGAGCAGGAGGAGAACAAGCGGACGCGAACCGCCUACACGCGAGCGCAGCUGCUGGAGCUGGAGAAAGAAUUCCUGUUCAACAAGUACAUCUCGCGUCCGCGUCGUGUGGAGCUGGCGGUAAUGCUGAACUUGACCGAGAGACACAUCAAGAUCUGGUUCCAAAACCGCCGCAUGAAAUGGAAGAAAGAGGAGGACAAGAAGCGCGGCGGAACAGCAGCCGGGGGUGGUGGGGGCGCAGAGCCAGAGCAGGACUGCGCGGUGACCUCGGGUGAAGAGAUGCUGGCGCUGCCCCCGCCGCCACCCCCCGGGGGUGCUGUGCCGCCAGCUGCGCCAGUUUCUGCCCGAGAGGGCCGCCUACCACCCGGCCUUAGCACGUCGCCACAGCCCUCCAGCGUGGCGCCUAUGCGGCCCCAGGAACCACGGUGAGAGGCUGGGGCUGCUCCCUGAUGGGCGGCUUGGCCCACUCGCCAAGGAGCGGGAGCGGGCCUAAGA